Messenger RNA from Arabidopsis lyrata subsp. lyrata, 401 nucleotides. Its product is annotated as peroxidase 22-like. The coding region runs from base 69 to 401 and encodes 110 amino acids. Gene Ontology annotation, biological process: response to oxidative stress. Lineage: Eukaryota; Viridiplantae; Streptophyta; Magnoliopsida; Brassicales; Brassicaceae. Gene Ontology annotation, molecular function: peroxidase activity; heme binding. The record is from RefSeq and is a predicted model, not a curated record. The transcript is spliced from 3 exons.
ACGCUUUAGCUAAUUUACCAUUAUCCACAGUCGCAACUCAAAUCAUCUUUUGUCUUCCUCCUGAAAAUAUGGGGUUUUCUCCUUCAUUUUCUUGCAGUGCUAUGGGAGCCCUAAUUUUGGGUUGCCUUCUGCUUCAAGCAUCAAACUCUAAUGCUCAGUUGAGGCCUGAUUUCUACUUCGGGACUUGCCCAUCUGUUUUUGAUAUCAUUGGGAAUAUCAUCGUUGACGAAUUGCAGACUGAUCCUCGUAUUGCCGCGAGCCUCCUUCGUCUUCACUUCCAUGACUGUUUUGUUCGUGGUUGUGAUGCAUCGAUCUUGCUUGACAAUUCCACAUCAUUCCGGACCGAGAAAGAUGCUGCUCCAAACGCAAAUUCGGCUCGAGGGUUUAAUAUCUUUCUGUAG